This is a messenger RNA of Tarenaya hassleriana, 3285 nucleotides long. Its product is annotated as zinc finger CCCH domain-containing protein 46-like. The record is from RefSeq and is a predicted model, not a curated record. The transcript is spliced from 10 exons. Gene Ontology annotation, molecular function: metal ion binding; RNA binding. Bases 701 to 2836 code for a protein of 711 amino acids. NCBI's taxonomy places the organism in Eukaryota, Viridiplantae, Streptophyta, Magnoliopsida, Brassicales, Cleomaceae.
UUAGAUGCGAGAGAACGUGAAAUAAUAUUUGAAGCAAGACAUUCAGACGGAUCUGAACCACCUCAAAUUCAAAGCCAAAGCAAAACUACUACACUGUCUUUCUGCUUCUGCUCCUUUUACCGUUAUUGUGUGUGUGUGUGUGAGAGAGAGAGAGAGAGAGAGAGAGAGAGAGAGAGAGAGAGAGAGAAGGGAGAGAGGGAGGGAGAGAGAGAGUUAUUCGGUGGUUUCUAUCAUCUGCAACUGUUGGAGCUCUGCAAUUGGACAUGAAAAAGGCGGUGGUUUGGUUUUUCUUGAAAAAUUUUGAAUGAUUUUGAGAGAUACUCGGUAAAUUUUGUUCCUUUUCGGUGUUUCCUCUUUUCUUUUCUUUUUCUUUCGUUUUCUGCUUCUGGGUUUCAUCUUUUCCGGGAAAAUUUCGGAUGAAAGUGUGUUUGGAGAAGGAGAAUCCAAAACCCAGAUGGAUUAAGGAGCAAAACAUAAGGCGAAGAAGAAGAUAGAUGGGUAGCUGCUCUUCUUCUUCUUCUUCUGUUGCUGGUUUGGUAGGUUAGGGUUUUGUAGUUUAGUAAACAAAUUUACUUGUAAACAGAAAAAAAAAGCUGUUGUACAGAGAGAGAAAGAGAGAGAGAGAGAGAGAGAGAGUUGAAAAUUUGAAAUUUCUUACUCCAACGAACUGCUUCUGCUUAUUCCCAUAAAACAAGCUGCCAUGGAUGAUUAUGAAGCAACAAGGACAGUUUUUUCAAGAAUCCAGAGCUUGGACCCGGAAAACGCCUCAAAAAUCAUGGGUUUUCUUCUUCUCCAAGACCAUGCUGAAAAGGAGAUGAUAAGAUUGGCUUUUGGCCCUGAAGCUCUUGUCCACUCAGUUAUUCUCAAGGCCAAAAAGGAUCUCGCUCUCUCCCUUCCAAAUGUCUCCUCUUCAUCUACAUCUCCUCCUACCCCUUCAACACCUUCUUCUCCAUCUCCUUUCCUCACAAACCCUAGGCAAAGCUCCUUUCCUUCAAGGGUUUUCUCUGCUAACAUCCCUCCUCUCACAAUCCCAAACAACUCUUCCUCUUCUUCUUCCUCUUCUUCCCCUGAUUUGCCAAAUCAAGACAUCUUGAUUAGUCCAAGUAAUGGUGGAGGGUCCUCACUCAACCCAGCUUCCUUACCCUUUUAUGGUAAUGGAGGAGGAGCUUCUUGUGAUGUCAUGGAUGAUUUCACCCUUCAAGACCACCUAUCCUUCUUGAAUGACAACGACAACAGUAACAGUAGCAUGAACUCCUCUGUCAAUCUUGUCAGCCCUAGGAGCUCAUCUGAUCAGCUGUUCUAUUCUAAACAACCUGACUUGUCUUCAAGCCCACCUUCUAAAAAUGGAUACACCAUCACAGAUUCCAUGCUUUCCCCUCAUUUCUGGGCCUCUGAGUCUCUCCACAAAAGAAGCUUCUCAGUGUCAGAUGUCUUGGGGAGUGAAGAUUCUACUUCAGGGCUCGGUGGUGGGUGGAGACCAUGCUUGUAUUAUGCAAGAGGGUACUGUAAAAAUGGAAGUAGUUGCAGAUUCGUCCAUGGUGACCCAGCUGGUGGCUUUGAAAUUGGGUCUCCAAACAAGAUUGAGAAUAUGGAGCAGUCUCAUGAGCUUCUCAGAUCCAAAUCUGCUUCUCACCACCAGAGAUUCCCAUCGGCUUCUCAGCUCAUAGGUGGUUCUUCUUUCCCUUACUCUCCCAAAGGGAUUAACUUUCUUCUUCAGCAGCAACAAAAUGAGACCCAGAGAGCUGCUGUCGCUGCUGCUUUGGCGAUGGAUGAAGAUCUGCACAGGUUUGGAAGGUCAAGGCUUGAGAGGAGCGAUUACAGUGCAGCAGCCAUGGGCAGCCCAGCUUCAAGACAGAUAUAUUUGACUUUCCCAGCUGACAGCACAUUCAAAGAGGAUGACGUCUCCAACUACUUCAGCUUGUACGGACCUGUACAGGAUGUGAGGAUCCCUUACCAGCAGAAGAGAAUGUUCGGGUUUGUGACUUUUAUGUACCCGGAGACCGUGAAGAUCAUCCUCGCGAAAGGAAACCCUCACUUUGUUUGCGAUGCAAGAGUUCUUGUAAAGCCUUACAAGGAGAAAGGCAAAGUUCCAGACAAAUUCAGGAACAAGCAACAUAUGGACCGGCCUGAGUUCGUGUCACCGUGUGGUACUCCAACUGCUCUUGAUUCAAGAGAUCCGUUUGAUCUCCACCUCGGGGCAAGGAUGCUGUACAACAAUAACCAGGACAUUUGGAGAAGAAAGCUUGAGGAGCAGUCUGAUCUGCAACAAGCUCUUGAGCUUCAGAACCGGAGAUUGAUGAAUCUGCAGCUUCUUGAUGUCAAGAAGCUUCAUCAUCAUCGCACUUUAUCCACUGGAAGUCCAAUCCCUUCUCCGACUCAUCUCCAGUCCCCGAACUUCUUCAAUCAGUGCCUCGCCCUUUCACCCUUUAGCCGCUGCCAAGAAUCUUUCCCGUUAGGUUCUAUGAAUUCGUCUUCCGAGAUUAAGCAGACCGAUAAUGGGUUCUCCUCACAAGAUUCUUCUCGCAACAAGGAUCAUAUCGAUGGGAAAGAUAACCCUCCUCUUGAUGCCGAGAUUCCGCGGGAAAGUUUGGAUCACAAUUUACCCGACAGUCCAUUCGCAUCGCCGACAAAAGCCUCCUUCGCCGGAAAAUUCAUCUCGGCCUUUGGUUCCGGCGACCAGAAGGAGUCGGAGAAUAACAACAACAGCACCAAUGCAAUGGACACGGCGUCCUUCAAAUCAUACAACUGCCAAAUGCCAAGGUUCUCAUCUGGGCAUGGAUCAAUCGGAAUGUACACAGGCAACGGAGGUCCGACGUGUCCUGUCGGAAUCCGAUGAUAAAUAGAUUUCCUCCUAUUAUAGGGGAAAAUCAAAGGAAAACAAAAGUAACCUCUGUAGAGACUCCACCACUAUAUCACCACCACCAUAAGACAUGUCACUCCCAUGAUCCAUGAUCCAUGAUCCAUCAUCAUCAUGUGAUACUGCCAUGCAACUACUUACUCCUACUGUCCCCACGAUACCACCAAACCAAUGCAUGCACACCACAACACCACCAGCUGCUGAAGAGGGAAGUCAUGUGCUCUCCUGUUUCUUUUUUCUAUUUUUUUUUGUUUUUAUUUUUCUAUUGAAAGAAAGAAACAAGUGAAAAGAAGCUACAUACUUUUUCACUAAUAUAUAUAGAUAUAUACUUUUUUUUCUCUAAUAUAUAUAUAUAUAUAUAUAUAUAAUAUGUAGUAUUCAGUCAUGUAAAAUGUAACUCCUAUGAAGAGAAAUGAAAUUUAGAGUCA